AUGGCACCCACCAAACACUCUUUGGAUCCAAUUACUCCAACAAAGAUCACGCAAACCGUGGAGAUUUUGCGCGCCAAGUAUUUAGACCAGAAGGUGCGCUUCAAGCUUGUCGAUAUAUAUGACUGUCCCAAGGCAGACAUCAUCCCGUACUUGGAGACCGAACGACUCGGGAAUCCACAUUUCCUAUACAAAACCCGCGUCAACGUCACGGCUGGGGACCGCAUGGACUUCGACGACUGGAGCGAGAUUGAACACGAUUGCAACACUCAUCCUGACGUCCUCAAGGAGAUUGAGCUACUGAAGCUUCCAAAAGGCGCUCGCAUAGUAAACGACCCUUGGGCAUACGGCACCGAUGAUUCUGCUGGGCGUCGGCGGCUCUUACAGUGCUAUAUGUACAUUGUUCUUAAUGAUGAUCCCGAGUCCAAUCACUAUUCCUUGCCCGCGCCCUUCUCAUCAGUAUUCGAUGCCAUCACCAAAGAACCCCUCUGGAUAGAUCACCGCUUAGGAGACGGAAAUGAAGUCGAAACGACCACCCCAUGGGAUCCCGUGAACGCCGUUGAAUGUUCCGCAAACUUGUUAAAAGACCCCUUCCAGACCGAUCUCAAACCGCUUCAGGUUCAGCAACCUCAAGGCCCGUCAUUUGAAGUGGGCGGAAGGAAUGUCGUGUGGCAGAAGUGGAGCUUUCGACCUCGGCGACGCCGGGCUGGGGAUGAUGUCGAACUCGGCUGCGACUGCCUCGGGGCUACCAAGUAUUUCGACGGUUACCGCACCACCGCAGACGGCGAUGUGGUUGCCAUGCCCAACGUCGUCUGCAUGCAUGAAACCGGCACCACUUCCGUCGUGCGAAACAGCCAGCUGAUCGUGCAAUGCACGGCGACCUUGGCGAAUUACGAGUACAAUUUUGCCUUCAUGCUCGACCAGGCCGCCGCCAUUCACUUCGAGCUGAGGGCUACAGGCAUCGUCUCUACCAUGUCUAUCCGGAAAGGGGUCAAGGUCCCAUGGGGCACGAAUGUAGCACCAGGCGUGAUGGCAGCAAAAUAUCAACACUUGUUCAAUAUCCGUGUCGACCCAGCUAUCGAUGGCCAUGCCAACACCGUCGCCUACGAAUCUCAUGUGCCCGCCGGUUCCGAGGACGAAGACCCGUUUAGAUGUGCGUUCAAGAUCGCGGAGACCACCGUCACCAAAGCCGGUGGCUACGCACUCGACGUCGACAAGACCCGGUAUGAUGACAUGAAGCCAAACACCUUCAACGCGAAACGCGCACUCUUCGCGUCCAAGCCGAUCUGGGUUACACGGUACCAGGACGACGAGCUGUUCGCCGCCGGCGAGUUCACGAAUCAAAGCAAGGCAGAUACCGGGCUGGGUGUCUGGGCCACGCGGGAUGAUGAUGUGAAGGACACGGACGUAGUGCUCUGGCACUCGUUUGGCUGGAAUCAUGUGCCGAGACCAGAAGGCAGUCCGAAGCCGUCCAGCUUCUUCACGCAGAAUCCUAGCAACGAUGUGCCGCGCUCUAGCCAAGCGAUAAAUAAGUCUACGUUGGUGGAAGCGUCUUGUCACAAGCUGUAG
Messenger RNA from Mytilinidion resinicola, 1566 nucleotides. RefSeq names its product amine oxidase catalytic domain-containing protein. The record is from RefSeq and is a predicted model, not a curated record. The coding region runs from base 1 to 1566 and encodes 521 amino acids. Gene Ontology annotation, molecular function: copper ion binding; primary methylamine oxidase activity; quinone binding. Gene Ontology annotation, biological process: amine metabolic process. The transcript is spliced from 8 exons. NCBI's taxonomy places the organism in Eukaryota, Fungi, Ascomycota, Dothideomycetes, Mytilinidiales, Mytilinidiaceae.